Kalmanozyma brasiliensis GHG001 is the source of this 1542-nucleotide messenger RNA. Its product is annotated as Zinc finger, C2H2. NCBI's taxonomy places the organism in Eukaryota, Fungi, Basidiomycota, Ustilaginomycetes, Ustilaginales. The coding region runs from base 1 to 1542 and encodes 513 amino acids. Gene Ontology annotation, molecular function: DNA-binding transcription factor activity, RNA polymerase II-specific; RNA polymerase II cis-regulatory region sequence-specific DNA binding. The record is from RefSeq and is a predicted model, not a curated record. The transcript has a single exon. Gene Ontology annotation, biological process: regulation of transcription by RNA polymerase II. Gene Ontology annotation, cellular component: nucleus.
AUGGAGGACCAACUCUUCAGUCCCAAUGCUGCGGCUCACCUCUUCGACCUGCCUCUCUCGUCCGGCGGCCCCAUCGGCUUCUCACCUUCCAUCGAUAUGACCAGCUCCCUGCCCCACAGUUUCGGCGACGCUCUCGAAGCACCCGCCUUCAUGCUCGAGGUUCAGCGCAAACGCGCCGACACUACCGCCACGCUCAAGCCUGCAUUCGAAUUCGCUGACGACUUUGGCCUUGACGGUGUCAACGUUCCCACCGACAUUCCUCAGCGUCCCCGUGCCAUCCAGCGCCUCUCCCUCACCUCUUCCGUUGCCAGCUCUGCCGCUUCGACCGCUUCCGAGUACGACUACAGUGGCUUCGAGAGUGAAGAUCACAGCAACGUUGCGUCGCCUGCUGCAGACGAUGCCUGCGCUGCUUCCUGGAGUGAGGCUUCGUUCAACGCCUUUGACGGGGCCGAAUCCAUCCAGACCGCUUUCAACCGCAUCGGUUUCAGCUCGCCCAAUGGGGCCUCCAAGGAUGGCACCAUCAAGGCGAGCACCUUCAACGCAGCCGCCGCCUUCAGCUUCCACGACUUUAUCGAGGACGCCGACCAGGGUGGACAGAGGCUUCCGCUUUCUGCCAGCGUCGACUCGAUGUCUGCCUGCGACAACACCGCCGCGAACCUCGUGACCCCUCAAAUGCCCGUCUCGCCACUUGGCUACAGUCAAGCCUCGAGCGAGUACGGCCAUGGCUACGGUCACAUGAGGUGCAGCGGUAGCGAGUCGAGCCUCGGCCUCUUCGGAGGUGCCGAAGCUUCUGGUCUGCCUAUGGCCGCGCCCAUGCAGCCUUACCCUGCCAACUCGUUCUUUGGCAACGCUGGCCCGUACCCGAUGGUCUUCUCUCAGAGCGCUCCCGACAACUCAUGCUUCCACCCGCACGGCUCGCCUUGCCCCUCGUCGCCCAGCAGCGCGCGCAGCUCGUCGCCCUUCCCGUCCUUUGGCAUGGCUGGCGCGAUGCCCUCGGUGCUCGCCUCUCCCCCUUCGCGCCAAAUCCAGAUCCAGCACAUUCCGGCCCCGGCUCCCGGCCUCAGUAUGCUGCCUAAGGGCAUGAGCCUCUACAACCAUUUCGCCCACCUCGCCAACCCUUACGCCGGCCUCAUCACCAAGCGCUCGCGAGGUCGCCGUGUGCCCAACAAGCCCGAGGAGAUGAACAACCUCGGCAAGAGCGGCAAGGUCUACACGUGCAAGGUGCCAGGCUGUGGCAAGUGCUUCAAGCGCAGCGAGCAUCUCAAGCGUCACGUGCGCUCCAUCCACACCGAUGACAAGCCUUACCUUUGCCCCUACCCUGCCUGCAACAAGCGCUUCAGCCGACACGACAACCUCAACCAGCACGCCCGCGUUCACACUACGAUGAGCGGCGAUGGCGAUGUUGCUGUCGGUGGCGAGGGAUACGACGCUUCUUCGGUCUAUCCCAUGUCCCACCUUGGCGCCCCCAUGGUCCUCACCGCGGCACCUCAAGGCGGUGUCACGAUCGCAUCUGGUCCCAGUCUGCAGAUCAAGCAAGAGUAG